Molecule: messenger RNA, 2597 nt
Organism: Phyllostomus discolor (pale spear-nosed bat)
Lineage: Eukaryota; Metazoa; Chordata; Mammalia; Chiroptera; Phyllostomidae
Gene: IL27RA
Product: interleukin 27 receptor subunit alpha
Exons: 13
Coding region: 87-2129 (680 amino acids)
Biological process (GO): cytokine-mediated signaling pathway; positive regulation of activated T cell proliferation
Cellular component (GO): interleukin-12 receptor complex; interleukin-23 receptor complex; external side of plasma membrane
Molecular function (GO): interleukin-12 receptor binding; interleukin-27 receptor activity; interleukin-23 binding
Source: RefSeq, a predicted model, not a curated record
CCAGAGAGCGAGACCUGCGGCGCGUCCCCUAGGGCCCAGUAGGGCCGGGCCCGACUGGGGGGGGCCUGGCGGGCACUGGGGAGGCCAUGAGGCGGGCCCGGGCCGCCCCCUGCGGGCUGCUGCCAAAGCAGAAGCUGGCGCUGCUCCCCCUGCUGUUACUGCUCUUCCACCGGACGAGUCCCCACGGCAGCCCCAGGCCCCUGCGGUGCUAUGGUGUUGGACCCUUGGGCGACUUGAACUGCUCGUGGGAGUCUCUUGGGGACCUGAGAGCUCCCUCCAUGCUGCACCUCCAGAGCCAGAAGUAUCAUUCCAACAGAACCUGGACUGUGGCGGUGCCGACUGGGCAGAGUUGGGUGACCAUCCCACGGGAACAGUUCACCACAUCUGAUGAGCUCCUUGUCUGGGGGGCCAAGGCAGGCCGGCCUCUCUGGUCCCCAGUCUUCGUGAACCUGGAGACACAAAGUAACAGGCAGGAGGGAGGAUGCUACCUGGAGGGGGGCGGUGCUGGAGGCCCUGACUCAAUGUACCCUGGCCUCCCCUCCUCAGUGAAGCCGGAAGCCCCCCAGCUGGACCCUGAUGUGGAUUUUUCAGAAGACGACCCCCUGGAGGCCACUGUCCAAUGGUCCCCGCCUUCAUGGCCACCACAUAAGGUCCUGGUCUGCCAGUUCCACUACCGAAGAUGCCAACAGAUGGCUUGGAUACUGCUGGAACGAGAACUGAAGUCCAUACCCCUGACCCCUGUUGAGAUCCAGGACCUAGAGCUAGCCACUGGCUACGAGGUAUCAGGACGCUGCCGAAUGGAGAAAGAGGAGGAUCUGUGGGGCGAGUGGAGCCCCGUUCUGUCCUUCCAGACACUGCCCUCUGCUCCAAAAGAUGUGUGGAUAUCAGGGAACCUCUGUGGGACACAAGGUGGACAGAAAUCCCUGCUUCUGUGGAAGGCCCCAGGGCACUGUGUGCAGGCGAGCUAUAGAGUCUGGUUCCAGGUUAAAGGUCAGGAACUGAUCCCCAGGGAGACUCCCUGCUGUAGCUCCUCCAUCCCAACCCAGGCGGAGUGGGUUGCAGUGUCUGCCAUCAAUGCCACAAGCUGGGAACCUCUCACCAACCUUUCUUUGGUCUGCUUGGAUUCAGGCUCUGCCCCUCAUGGUGUGGUGGUCAGUAGCAUUGCUGGAAGCACAGAGCUGCUGGUGACUUGGCAACAGGGGUCUGGGGAGCCGAAGGAACAUGUGGUGGACUGGGCUCAAGAUGGAGAGCCCCUGGAGAACCUCAGCUGGGUCCGGCUUCCCCCUGGGAACCUCAGUGCUGUGCUGCAAGGGCAUUUCGAAGGAGGGGUUCCCUACCGAAUCACAGUGACGGCGGUCUCUCCUGGGGGCUUGUAUCCUGCUCCCUCAGUCUGGAGUUUCAGAGAGGAACUAGCACCUUUAGUGGGCCCAGUGCUUUGGCGACUCCAGGAUGCGCCCCCAGGGACCCCCACCAUAGCGUGGGGAGAGGUCCCAAGGCACCAACUUCGGGGCCUUCUCACCCACUACACCUUGUGUGCACAGAGUGGGACCAGGCCUUCUGUCUGCAUGAAUGUGAGUGGAAGCGCCCAGAAAAUCACCCUACCCAACCUUCCCUGGGGUCCCUGUGAGCUGUGGAUGACGGCAUCCACCAUCGCAGGACAGGGCCCUCCUGGUCCCAGCCUUCGGCUUCAUCUGCCAGAUAAUACCCUAAAGUUGAAAAUUCUGCCAGUUGUCGUUCUCCUGUGGGGCUUGUUCCUGACAUGCUGUGGCAUAAGCCUGGCUACCUCUGGAAGGUGCCUCCACCUACGGCACAAGGUACUGCCCCGUUGGGUCUGGGAGAAAGUCCCCGAUCCUGCCAACAGCAAUUCCAGCAAGCCUCAUGUAGAGGAGAUACCCCAGGCCCAGCCCCCCAGGGACUCACCCACUUUGGAGGUGGAGGAGAUAGAGCCACUGCCAGUUGUAGAGCAUCCCCAGGCCUCCUCCCGGCUUGAUUCUGGAUAUGAGAAACAUUUUCUACCCACACCUGAGGAGCUGGGCCUACUGGGCCCUCUGCCCCCAGGCCCCAACAUUUGGCCUGAACCAGGCCAUGAGAGGGGUACUCAUUUGACAACUGAAGACACUGAGGCUUAGAGACAUAGAGCCACUCACCAGAGGAUGCCCAGCCAGGAAGAUCUGAGAUUGAAGGACCCCUGUAGAAAGAGGACCCAGCCCUAUAGGGAAUGUAUGGAUGGAUGAGGGAAUAAAAGAACAUACACAAAAUCCAGAGUGGUAGCCACUUCCCCAAAUCUGUCCUGCUGCUGUAACAGAACUAUAGCUGGGUACACUCCCAGUCUCCCUUGCAGCUAGGUGGGUUCAUGCACGUAGUCCUCACCAAUGGAAUGUGAGCAGAAGUGACUCAUGCUGAAACUGGGACUGGGUGGGGCUCCUCCAUAUUCUCUUCCCUUUCCCAUGAGCUGGAAGAACAUCGACAUGGCAUGUGUUAGCUUCAGCCAGACCCAAGAGGAGGGUGGGGGCAAGAAGUGGAAAGGAACCUGAGUCCCUGAGUGACUGCAUGGAUCAGAGCCACCCAGAGAAAUAAAUUUAUGUUUUUAUAGUUAC